Scatophagus argus is the source of this 2803-nucleotide messenger RNA. RefSeq names its product SRY-box transcription factor 1a (gene sox1a). Lineage: Eukaryota; Metazoa; Chordata; Actinopteri; Scatophagidae. The coding region runs from base 1169 to 2203 and encodes 344 amino acids. The record is from RefSeq and is a predicted model, not a curated record. The transcript has a single exon. Gene Ontology annotation, molecular function: DNA-binding transcription factor activity, RNA polymerase II-specific; RNA polymerase II cis-regulatory region sequence-specific DNA binding. Gene Ontology annotation, biological process: regulation of DNA-templated transcription; cell differentiation; anatomical structure morphogenesis.
ACACAGACACACACAGACGCACACACCGGCAUGACCAGGACUCAUUCAGCACCACCAGCAGACGGCGAUAACAGCGCUUUGCCUCGGCAAUUUCACGUCAUUAUAUGGCUAUCCAUCCUCAGGGGCUUCUCCUCUUAAGACCAACAGUUUUUUUUUAACAGAUCUCUUUCACAUCAUCUUCUGCGUUGAGUGUGUGUAAUUUCUCUCCCUGACACCUACUAUUAUUACAUACCUUAAUUACAUACCAAGCGGGAGAGGGUGAGUUAGAGAGAGACGCUGUGCAAAAUGGAUUUUGAGGCGUUGGUUGAGCAUCAAGUCGACUCAGAGUGAAUUGGUUUGUCGACUGAAGUUCACUUCCAGUGUAUGAAAAUGCAGUUGGGCCCAGACCUUCAGCACGCUCUGUGAAACACAGUGCACAAAUAUAUGGAGAGAAAGUAGAGGGUUAAAGAAAAAAAACGCUUUACCCAAACUUUUAAUGAAGGUUGGGAAUUUAAGCACUCUUUUAAAUGGAAGCUGUGCUUUGAAGUGAUUUUUUUAAAAAUUCAGCAACCUUACCGAAUAGGAAAAAAAAGUAUGCUGAGACGUUUGACUCAUCGUGAUCACAGACUGCACCCACCUUUUGGCCGCUCCAUCACUGCUAACAAAUCUUAGUUAUUUUUGUUUCGCUGAAGUCUCUGGGAGCGUGUUUGGAAAUUUCAAAUGCCUUGUGCUAUUUGUGGGAUUGACCCUCUUUUUCUGCCUCCUCCUUCGCCUCCUCCUCCUCCGGUGUGUUCUUCCUCUAUGGUCCUCUAGUCACCUGACCAAACGCCAUGCAAAUCAUUGUGCUGCUAGAGCCUCAUUGGCCGCUUGUGGCUCAUUUAACCGCUGUCAGUGCGCAUCAUAUGGCCGCCGCUUUAACCAACUUCUCAACUCCGACAGGGAAAGUGGCUCAAAUGCGCAUUCUAUCACAGUGGAUGUGAACCAACCCAGGCGAAGACAGGGUGAAAUUCUGGUUGGAGAACAUUUUACAUCACUUUUCGGAUUAAUUUUCAUCUCGCAUUUGAACCGUUUGGGGUUAGAAUAUUAAUUUUGUAACCCAGUCAUCCUGUGCGCACCCGAUCUUGUGCGCGCCUGACGUAUCUUGAAAUAGACUUUUUCUCUGUUGGUGGCGAAGUUUAAAACCGGGUGAAUGUAUAGCAUGAUGAUGGAAACUGACCUCCAUUCCCCCGGUCCCCAGACGAACACGACCACGGGGCAAACGGGACCGAACAGCGCGUCCAAAGCGAAUCAGGAGCGGGUGAAGAGACCGAUGAACGCGUUCAUGGUGUGGUCCCGUGGACAGCGGAGAAAGAUGGCACAGGAGAACCCCAAAAUGCACAACUCUGAGAUCAGCAAACGGCUGGGAGCCGAGUGGAAGGUGAUGUCCGAGGCUGAGAAGCGCCCUUUCAUCGACGAGGCGAAACGGUUGCGAGCCAUGCACAUGAAGGAGCAUCCGGAUUACAAGUACCGACCAAGACGGAAGACCAAGACGCUGCUGAAAAAGGACAAAUAUUCCCUUGCCGGUGGACUGCUUUCUGGGCCCAGUGGAGGCGGUGGAGUUGGUUUAGGGGUCGGAAUGAGUUCAUCCGGGGUCGGGCAGAGGUUAGAGAGCCCCGGGGCUCACGGAGGCUCUGCCAGCUCCGGCUACGCGCACAUGAACGGCUGGGCGAACGGUGCGUACUCGGGGCAGGUUGCUGCAGCCGCGGCGGCAGCGGCGAUGAUGCAGGAGGCUCAGCUAGCCUACAGCCAGCACCCGGGGAGCGGUGCGCACCACCACCACCACUCACACCACCAUCACACACACAACCCCCAACCAAUGCACCGCUACGACAUGACAGCCCUGCAGUACAGCCCCAUCUCAAACUCUCAGAGCUACAUGAACGCUUCUCCAUCCGGCUACGGCGGGAUCACCUACACACAGCACCAGGGCUCCGGCGUCUCCUCCUCAGCUGCCAUGGGGACGUUAGGGUCGCUGGUGAAGUCGGAGCCGAGUGUAAGCCCUCCCGUCAGCAGCACACACUCACGGGGUCCUUGCCCCGGAGACUUGAGAGAGAUGAUAAGCAUGUAUUUACCGACCGGAGAGCCGGGGGACCCGUCAAUGCAAAGUAGACUCCAUGCCUUGCCGCAGCAUUACCAGAGCGCCACGGCUGGAGUGAACGGGACGGUCCCUCUAACACACAUUUAGAACUCACAGAAUAAUUGAAAACUGCAAACGAACACAUAACCAAAUAUUUACCUCUUUUCUAAAUAACCCCGGUCCCGAGAACUACCUGCAUUUUGUACAGAAUGUUUAUGAUAUUGUAAAUGAAGGGUAAAUAGCAUAUUCAUCUCGGCUUUUUGAAUAGCCACCAGUGGAAUUAUAUAACGAAUAUGAUGCUGAGAUAUUGGUUAUUGUGCUAUCAUUUUUUUUUUGUCCAUUACUUCACAGUCUUAGUUGAGGGUUACGCCUGGUUCACAUGGGGGAUAUUUGGUUCAAUUGUCUUAUAAUUUGAGGGGUUCUGUAAGUUAUUGAAAAUGAGAUAACGUGUCAUAAUCUUAAGAAAGUGCUUUAAAAGAUAUGGUAAACUCACGUUCUUUAAACAUUUGUGUUCAUUUGCAGAAGCCUGUGUCUUAAUUCUUGGAAAUCAUUUCUUUUUAUUGUAACACUAAUUAUUGUAAAUUGUGAAUAAUUUUAAUAUUUCAAAGGAUGACGGGCAACUGCUAUUGUAAUUUAAGUGCUUUUCUGCGAGCGAAAAGCCCUGAUAUUGCAAUGAAGAAAAAUUUGAAUAAAUUUCUCAAGAUGUUG